UCACCAUGAACGCUGUCCUGACGGUGACACUUUGCUUGUGUGCACUGGCAUCCUUCUCAAGUGGGGUCACAGUCAAGGUGGGCGACUUCUCAUUCUCUUUGGCAUCAGUGAAGCAAUUGAAGAACCUCCUGGAGGAGAUCCCCAAGGCUAAGAUCGCACGCAUGAGCAGUGAUGUCUUGCUGUCUGUGUGUGAGAACGCGAUGCUGCCUGCAGAGUUUAAACCUCUCUGUGCUAGCCCCAGAGCCGCUGCUCUGCUCCAAGAACUAGAACCCAUCACCCAAAAUCCAGAGAUCUGUGAGGCCUGUGGUAACAUCGCCUGUUCCGGAUGCUAAUGAAAGA
Elgaria multicarinata webbii is the source of this 339-nucleotide messenger RNA. It is a transcript of the gene GUCA2A, whose product is annotated as guanylate cyclase activator 2A. Bases 6 to 332 code for a protein of 108 amino acids. The record is from RefSeq and is a predicted model, not a curated record. Gene Ontology annotation, molecular function: guanylate cyclase activator activity. Lineage: Eukaryota; Metazoa; Chordata; Lepidosauria; Squamata; Anguidae. The transcript is spliced from 3 exons. Gene Ontology annotation, cellular component: extracellular region.